CUCGAAGAUUGCCAAAGAUGGCGUCCAAGAGAGGAAGAGGUGGUGCAGCUGGAAACAAAUUUCGGAUGUCCCUGGGGCUGCCUGUGGGAGCUAUUCUUAACUGUGCAGACAACACUGGCGCCAAGAACCUGUACGUCAUCUCAGUGGUGGGCUGGGGUGCCCGACUGAAUCGUCUGCCCUCAGCUGCUUGCGGAGAUAUGGUGAUGGCCACAGUCAAGAAGGGAAAGCCUGACCUGCGUAAGAAGGUGAUGCCGGCAGUGGUGGUGCGGCAGCGCAAGCCUUGGAGGAGGAAAGAUGGGGUUUUCAUAUACUUUGAAGACAAUGCCGGCGUGAUUGUCAACCCCAAGGGAGAGAUGAAGGGUUCUGCCAUCACAGGCCCCGUGGCAAAGGAGUGCGCAGACCUGUGGCCCCGUAUUGCCUCAGCCGCAAACUCCAUCGUCUGAGGUGGCUGCAUGUGAUCUUGGGGAGGAGCAGUUCCUAAUGAUGUUGCUGAUGUCUGCGGAGGGACAAGGCGUUCUUCAGGAUCUUCUGCUGCCCGUGGAUGUUGUCAGAAGUGAUGCUCGCACAGUCCUUUGGUGCAAAGUACAGAAGCGGUCACGAAGUGUCUAGCGAGAGUCUCAUGAUGGCAUCUUGUAAUCAUCGUUCGUACCUUACUAUGUAUUACAUGUUCUGGAAUUGAGGCCGACAUCUGCUAGGUGCUGUGCGAGGAACACUUGAGAAUAAUCCACUGCAAACUAAUGCAUUGCUUGCC
This is a messenger RNA of Coccomyxa subellipsoidea C-169, 751 nucleotides long. RefSeq names its product ribosomal protein L14b/L23e. Gene Ontology annotation, molecular function: structural constituent of ribosome; large ribosomal subunit rRNA binding. Gene Ontology annotation, cellular component: cytosolic large ribosomal subunit; ribosome. The record is from RefSeq and is a predicted model, not a curated record. The coding region runs from base 18 to 443 and encodes 141 amino acids. NCBI's taxonomy places the organism in Eukaryota, Viridiplantae, Chlorophyta, Trebouxiophyceae, Coccomyxaceae. Gene Ontology annotation, biological process: translation. The transcript is spliced from 5 exons.